CAAAUAGAAGAAGAAGAAGAACCGAAGCAACCGACCUGGAAGCAGUGCGCUCGUUCAGGAGAAACAUAAAACGCACUUUGAAACACGCUGACGGACAGAAACAGCAUCAAGAGAUGGUUGAUCGGUUUGGAACGUCCCUACGAGUAAAAGAGCAGCCUUGUGUUGAACCAGCAGAAGUUCCCUGUGACGUCUGUACUGGGACCCAGCUGAAGGCCGUGAAGUCCUGCCUAAUGUGUCUUAUCUCUUACUGCCAAACCCAUCUGGAGCCACACCAGAGAGUCGCAGGCCUGAAGAAACAUCGGCUGGUCGAGCCUAUGGACCGUCUGGACGACAGGAUGUGUAAGAAACACGACCGACUUCUGGAGCUCUUCUGCAAGACUGAACAGGUGUGUGUGUGUCAGUUCUGCACAGAGACGGACCACAAGUCACAUCCUGUUAUACCUCUAAAGGAGGAAUAUGAAGUGAAGACGGCCCAGCUGGGGAAGAUAGAGGCUGAAGUUAAACAGUUGAUCCUGGAGAGACAAAAAAAUAUUCUGGCGAUUAAAGACACAGUUCGCUGCAUUGAAAAGUGCCAGGAUGAUCUCAACCAAAUGGUUAAAGAGAAACUGAAAUCCACAGAGAAACAAGCUGAAGACCUCAUCAAAGGGCUGGAGCAGGAAAUAGAAGAUCUGACCAAUAGAAGCUCAGAGAUGAAGGAGCUCUCACAGACUAAAGACCACCUCCACUUCCUCCAGACCUUCAGAUCCCUGAAGGAUCCUCCACCCACCAGGGACUGGACCACGGUGGAGGUCCGUCCUCCGUCAUACGCAGGGACCUUGAGGAGAUCCCUGGAUCAGCUGGAGGAGACACUGAACAUGGAGAUGGAGAAGCUGAGUGAUGCUGAACUGAAGGGGGUCCAGCAGUAUGAAGUAGAUGUGACUCUGGAUCCUGAUACAGCUCAUCCCAAGCUCAUCCUGUCUGAGGAUGGGAAACGAGUACAUGAUGGAGGUGUAAAGAAGGAACUCCCAGACAACCCUAAGAGAUUUACACAGUGUAUAUCUUUACUCACAAGGCAGAGCUUCUCCUCAGGGAGAUUUUACUUUGAGGUCCAGGUUAAAGACAAGACUCUCUGGUCUUUAGGAGUGGCCAGAGAGUCCAUCGACAGAAAAGAUUGGACAGAUCGGACCCCUGAGACGGGUUACUGGACUCUUCUCUACUACCAGGAUGUGUUGGUAUUUAGAGAUAACCCUGAUGUCCGUCUCCCUCUGAGAGCUGAGCUCCAGAAGGUGGGGGUGUUUGUUGAUUAUGAUGAGGGUGUGGUCUCCUUCUAUGAUGUGGAAGCCAGGGUUCAUCUCUACUCUGCUACUGGCUGCACCUUCAGUGAGCCUCUCUAUCCAUUCCUCAGCCCAAGUCGCCAUGAUUACAGAGGUAACAACUCCGCCCCCCUGAUCAUCUCACCUGUCAAUCAAACAGGAAUGGCCUCUGCAAACACCUCCUGGCCUGAAGAGAACUUUUCAUGUUCCAUAUGUCUGGAUGUGUUCAGCAGCCCAGUUUCCACACCAUGCGGACACAACUUCUGCAGAACCUGUAUUACUAAGUUCUGGGAUAAACAAGUCAGGUACAAAUGUCCCGUUUGCAACGAGCUUUUCAACACAAGACCUGAUUUACGGGUCAAUAUCCUAAUUUCAGAGAUAGUUGAUCGGUUUGGAACGUCCCUACGAGUAAAAGAGCAGCCUUGGGUUGAACGAGCAGAAGUUCCCUGUGACGUCUGUAAUGGGACCCAGCUGAAGGCCGUGAAGUCCUGCCUAGUGUGUCUUACCUCUUACUGCCAAAGCCACCUGAAGCCACAUCAGAGAGUCGCAGGCCUGAAGAAACAUCGGCUGGUCGAGCCUAUGGACCGUCUGGACGACAGGAUGUGUAAGGAACACGACCGACUUCUGGAGCUCUUCUGCAAGACUGAACAGGUGUGUGUGUGUCGGUUGUGCACAGUGACGGACCACAAGUCACAUCCUGUUAUACCUCUAAAGGAGGAAUAUGAAGUGAAGACGGCCCAGCUGGGGAAGAUAGAGGCUGGAGUUAAACAGUUGAUCAAGGAGAGACAAAAAAAUAUUCAGGACAUUAAAGACACAGUUAAACGCAGCAAAGCAGAUGCAGACAGAGAGAUAACUGAUGGUGUGCAGGUCCUCACUGCUCUGAUGCGCUGCAUUGAAAAGUGCCGGGAUGAUCUCAACCAAAUGGUGGAAGAGAAACUGAAAUCCACAGUGAAACAAGCUGAAGACCUCAUCAAAGGGCUGGAAAGGGAAAUAGAAGAUCUGACCAAUAGAAGCUCAGAGGUGAAGCAGCUCUCACACACUAAAGACCACCUCCACUUCCUCCAGGCCUUCAGAUCCCUGAAGGAUCCUCCACCCCCCAGGGACUGGACGACAGUCGAGGUCCGUCCUCUGUCAUACGUAGGGACCUUGAGGAGAUCCCUGGAUCAGCUGGAGGAGACACUGAACAUGGAGAUGAAGAAGCUGCGUGAUGCUGAACUGAAGAGGGUCCAGCAGUAUGAAGUAGAUGUGACUCUGGAUCCUGAUACAGCUUAUCCCUGGCUCACCCUGUCUGAGGAUGGGAAACACGUACAUGAUGGAGGUGUGAGGAAGAGACUCCCAGACAACCCUAAGAGAUUUACACCGUGUACAUUUGUUCUCACGAGGCAGAGCUUCUCCUCAGGGAGAUUUUACUUUGAGGUCCAGGUUAAAGACAAGACUCUAUGGUGGUUAGGAGUGGCCAGAGAGUCCAUCAACAGAAAAGGUUGGACCACGUGGACCCCUGAGACGGGUUACUGGACUCUUUACUACUACCAGGAUGGGUUGGUAUUUAGAGAUGACCCUGCUGUCCGUCUCCCUCUGAGAGCUGAGCUCCAGAAGGUGGGGGUGUUUGUUGAUUAUGAUGAGGGUCUGGUCUCCUUCUAUGAUGUGGAAGCCAGGGUUCAUCUCUACUCUGCUACUGGCUGCACCUUCAGUGAGCCUCUCUAUCCAAUCCUCGACCCAGGUCCCCAUGAUUUCGGAGGUAACAACUCCGCCCCCCUCAUCAUCUCACCUGUCAAACCAAAACAACUAAUGUUGUUUCCUGAAUUAGAAUCUCUACUAUUGGAGAGGAAACGAAACUUAAGGUUCAGAUCAACCAAAGCACCCGACGUGGAAGCAGUUCUCUCGGUCAGGAGAAAAAUAAAACGCAUUUUGAAACACGCUGACGGACUGAAACAACAUCAAGGAAUGGCCUCUGCUAACACCUCCUGGCCUGAAGAGAACUUUUCAUGUUCCAUCUGUCUGGAUGUGUUCAGCAGCCCAGUUUCCACACCAUGUGGACACAACUUCUGCAGAGCCUGUAUUACUAAGUUCUGGGAUGGACAAGUCAAGUACAAAUGUCCCGUUUGCAAUGAGCUUUUUUACACAAGACCUGAUUUACGGGUCAAUAUCCUCUUUUCAGAGAUGGUUGAUCGGUUUGGAACGUCCCUACGAGUAAAAGAGCAGCCUUGUGUUGAACCAGCAGAAGUUCCCUGUGACGUCUGUACUGGGACCCAGCUGAAAGCCGUGAAGUCCUGCCUAAUGUGUCUUACCUCUUACUGCCAAACCCACCUGGAGCCACACCAUAGAGUCGCAGGCCUGAAGAAACAUCGGCUGGUCGAGCCUAUGGACCGUCUGGACGACAGGAUGUGUAAGAAACACGACCGACUUCUGGAGCUCUUCUGCAAGACUGAACAGGUUUGUGUGUGUCAGUUCUGCACAGAGACGGACCACAAGUCACAUCCUGUUAUUCCUCUGAAGGAGGAAUAUGAAGUGAAGACGGCCCAGCUGGGGAAGAUAGAGGCUGAAGUUAAGCAGUUGAUCCAGGAGAGACAAAAGAAUAUUCAGGAGAUUAAAGACACAGUUAAACGCAUCAAAGUAGACGCAGACAGAGAGAUAGCUGACGGUGUGCAGGUACUCACUGCUCUGAUGCGCCGCAUUGAAAAGUGGCAGGAUGAUCUCAACCAAAUGGUGAAAGAGAAACUGAAAUCCACAGUGAAACAAGCUGAAGACCUCAUCAAAGAGUUGGAGCAGGAAAUAGAAGAUCUGACCAAUAGAAGCUCAGAGGUGAAGCAGCUCUCACACACUAAAGACCACCUCCACUUCCUCCAGGCCUUCAGAUCCCUGAAGGAUCCUCCACCCACCAGGGACUGGACCACGGUGGAGGUCCGUCCUCCGUCAUACGUAGGGACCUUGAGGAGAUCCCUGGAUCAGCUGGAGGAGACACUGAACAUGGAGAUGAAGAAGCUGCAUGAUGCUGAACUGAAGAGGGUCCAGAAGUAUGAAGUAGAUGUGACUCUGGAUCCUGAUACAGCUUAUCCCUGUCUCAUCCUGUCUGAGGAUGGGAAACAAGUACAUGAUGGAGGUGUGUGGAAGGAACUCCCAGACAACCCUAAGAGAUUUAAACUGUAUUCAUGUGUUCUCACGAGGCAGAGCUUCUCCUCAGGGAGAUUUUACUUUGAGGUCCAGGUUAAAGAUAAGUCUGCAUGGUGGUUAGGAGUGGCCAGAGAGUCCAUCAACAGAAAAGGUGGGACAGUGUGGACCCCUGAGACGGGUUGCUGGACUCUUUGGUGCUACAAUAAUGGGUUGGUAUUCAGAGAUGACCCUUCUGUCCGUCUCCCUCUGAGAGCUGGGCUCCAGAAGGUGGGGGUGUUUGUUGAUUAUGAUGAGGGUCUGGUCUCCUUCUAUGAUGUGGAAGCCAGGGUUCAUCUCUACUCUGCUACUGGCUGCACCUUCAGUGAGCCUCUCUAUCCAUUCCUCAACCCAUGCCUCCGUGAUUAUAAAGGUAACAACUCCGCCCCCCUCAUCAUCUCACCUGUCAAUCAAACAGACUAG
This is a messenger RNA of Gadus morhua (Atlantic cod), 4862 nucleotides long. RefSeq lists its product as uncharacterized. The transcript has 6 exons. The record is from RefSeq and is a predicted model, not a curated record. Bases 114 to 4862 code for a protein of 1582 amino acids. NCBI's taxonomy places the organism in Eukaryota, Metazoa, Chordata, Actinopteri, Gadiformes, Gadidae. Gene Ontology annotation, molecular function: zinc ion binding; protein binding.